GGUUGACAGCCGGUGAGGCGGUUGUGGUGAUAUUAUGUGCUCUGAUCGUACAUCGCGCACACCGCCUCUGCGGGAUUUUAUACUGUAAAUAAUUUUGUACACAAAUACCUUGUUGUUAUUUGAUUAAACCGAAGUGCUAGAUUGCUUUAGUUUCCCUUAAACUCUUUAUAACUGUGCGUUUUUGUAAAAAUCGAACCUUAUGACUUAUUCGAUUUACUUUAUGGAGAUAACAAAAGGUUUUUGAGUGGUUUACCAGAGCUCCAGAAUUUUGUAAUUUAAUGCGAGUUACCAAGUGAUACUAUGUGACGUUUAGAUACUGUGUAAUCUGUAGUUUGCUUUAAGUAUGUGAUUGGCAAUGGCUAGACAAACAGUGUCACUACCUAUAGUAGUAUUGUAAUGGAACUUGUAUUAUGUCACUGUAACACUAGAAGUCCUAGGAUUGAUGAGGUGAUUUUAUUCUGUGAAACAUUUUGGUGAUAAAUCAAACAAUGGCGGAACGCGAUCGUCCAGCGAAAACCCCUAUUAGGGUGGGCUUUUAUGACAUCGAAAGGACCAUCGGCAAGGGAAAUUUUGCCGUCGUUAAAUUAGCACGACAUCGAAUAAUGAAGACUGAGGUCAUGGAGACGAAAAACAUGAUCUACAUAGUAUCUGAAUACGCGAGUAAGGGAGAAAUUUUCGAUUACAUCGCGAGGUACGGGCGAAUGGCGGAGCCGGCGGCGCGCAGAAAAUUCUGGCAAAUUCUAUCCGCUGUCGAAUAUUGCCACGAGAGAAGGAUAGUGCACAGGGAUCUUAAGGCGGAGAAUCUGUUGUUGGAUGCAAACAUGAACAUCAAGAUUGCUGAUUUCGGCUUCAGCAAUUACUACGCGACGGGAGAACUGCUGGCGACGUGGUGUGGCUCUCCUCCUUAUGCUGCUCCGGAAGUCUUUGAAGGCAAGCGGUAUACGGGACCUGAAAUUGAUAUAUGGAGUCUCGGUGUGGUGCUGUACGUGCUGGUGUGCGGAGCAUUGCCUUUCGAUGGCUCCACGUUGCAGUCGCUAAGAGACAGGGUGCUCUCUGGAAGAUUCAGGAUACCGUACUUCAUGAGCGAAGACUGCGAGUCUCUAAUCCGCAAGAUGCUAGUCCUGGAACCAAUGAAGCGGUACACAAUAGAGCAAAUCAAGAAGCACAGAUGGAUGGCAGCAGAGCCCUACACAGUACCGACUGUGGCUGCAGACCCGGCUCGGAGCCCAGCGCAUGUCGCGUCGCAUCAAGAGCCCAAUGAACAGGUGCUAAGGCUCAUGCACAGUUUGGGUAUCGACCCUGUUAAAACUAAAGAGAGCCUACGGUCAAACAGCUACGAUCAUCAUGCAGCCAUCUACCUCCUCUUGCUGGAGCGGCUCCGUGCUCGGGCAGCCAGCGGCGCCGUAGCCGGGGCGGAAGCUCGCAACAGGCCUUCACGUAGACCUUCCUCAGUGGCCGACCAGGCUCUAUCUAGAGAAGCCCAUGAAGCUAGGCGAGAACAUCAUACCAGAUUGUUUCACGCUGGUGAAUCGCAAACCAGAGAGUACAGCAGGGUGACACCUACGCUGUCCACUGUCCCUGUCGACUCGUCGUCGGCGGAAACGCAGCGACUGCUCUCCCUCGCUGCGGUGAACAUGACGGAGCAACGACUGCUCCAGCGAAACUCCGACCCCACGGAUACGCAACGGAGCUUCCUCGUCGCGAACCUCGACUCUCGCAACCACGAAACUGAAUCCACGACGCUACUCUCCAUGAGAAACAUCGACGUGUCCCAAUCAAGCCAAAGAUUAAGCAAACUUAACGAAAACACCGUCCCUACACACAGAUUGCUAUCAACCACAUAUGAACAACAACAGAAUAUACUGAAACAAUCUAGCGAAGAUUGCCGGCGAUUGCUUCAACAGUCGACUGCUGUCGGUUCAGAUAUGAAAACCGCUAAUGAUGGUAGACUACUAACCUCAUCUAGUUUCGAUUCAAAGUGUGCUAUAGAUGGCGGAAGAAAUUCGUCAACGGCAGAUCACAAUGUCAUAGCAAAUUUUCUCCAAAAUUCAGCUUCAGCAACAAAUUUCAACGUUGAAAGUGUGAAGUUGCCAAAUUCAACGACGUUUACUAUAUGUUCUGAAGCAGCUAAGUUAAUGAACACACUGCAGCAGUCACCGUUGCCAUUGAAGGGCACAGUAAAUUUAAGUACUAGUCCAAUACCAUCACAAAUCACGGAAAGCAAACUGAGUAGCGUGCUAGAACAGCCUAAGCCUUUAGAGUCUAGUCGACUCGUGUCCCAGGCGCAGCAACAAGACCUAAGUCGACUCCAAUCCAGCACUCCGCCCUUCAAAGAUUACAUGAACCCGCAUCUUCCAGCAUAUUCGUAUUUACAAAACGCAGUCUUACCGCCUGUAUCGAAUACCACUGAGGCAAAUUUUUCCAUAGCGUCGACCACCAGUGAUUUUUUUCCAAAUUCUCUAUAUCGACCAGACAGUAAAUUUUCCCUUAAUAGAUAUACCACAAAUCAAACGUUUACCCAAGCAUUACCAAACAGUACGAACGAAGCAACAAAAUUUCAACAGCAGUAUUCAUCGUCGACGGAUGAGGGUUGCGAGACCGAUAUGGAGGAAGUGGCAAGCAUGCCAAGCGGCGUGCAAAAUAGAUUAAGUUCUUACGCGAGCUCAAGUUCCAGUAGCGGCGUCGUUACUUUUUUCAACAACAAAAGUCUAAGUCAAAACCUCAGCUGUGAGUCCUCUCAAAGUAAUUUUUCUACUUUCGAAAGUUUGGAUUAUCAGCUAUCAGAUUGCUCCAGUGAACUAGCCAGUAGCCUACCCAGUUGCACUUCGAACGAGGACAAAUUGGCUUACGAGAACAGUUCUCUUGUGAACACGAGUCCGAUGCAUCCAUGCGUCUACAUAUCGUCAUACAAUAAUAAAACACCGGGCACAGGUUUGAUGACGCGACACAACCCGAUCAAUUACCAGACUGCGAGCAAGAAUUGCCCUCGAGCGAUUACACGAAGUCCUGUGGAUUUUAGAGAAGGCAGACGGGCGAGUGACGGGCUAGUGGCACAACAAGCUGCUCAAUCUAAUGAAACACAACCGACUACUCUUGCGUUCAACAGUCAAAGGCUCAACGAGAACUGUAAAGCUAAAGGUGUCCUGGAGCUACAUCUAGUUCAACAAGAAGCACAGAAAUUAAAAACUCAAUACCAGUCCUCCAUACCGGCCGAGGAGAUGACCCAAAGACAGCUACAGCACAACCAAUUCGCAGCGAGCUUCAGUCCACAUUAUUUAGAUACUAAAAAUCCAACUCCUAAACGUAUAAGUCUUCCGGAAUCUUUCAAUUACUCGAGCACUUCUCCACCCAUGCCUGCAAGUCCCAAGAUGGUACCUCAGUUACAAGAAUCCGAUUUGCCCCACGGUGCAACGCUGUCUCAGAGCAGCAAGCCUCCUCUGCAGCAGCAACUAAUGCAACACAGAUUGUACCAACAGAAAAGGCAAUUGCUACAGAAGCAGAUGACCCCACCAAAUUUACCUGCUCAUGAGUUGGGACCGCUUCACGCUCUUCAAGUGGGGCUUAGUCGGCGGCAGAUGUUACGUCAGCAGAGUUACAAAAUUGCUCAACAACAACAAAUCCUGCCACCCUUACCUUUGACAGAAACGGAGAACAGGGAUCUGCUCGCUUUCCAAGCGAUUGUCGAAGGUCCUAACAGGUUGAAAGUGAAACAAGAGGAGAACCCAGAAGACGUGUCCAAAUUUGCAUAUCAGGGAUCGAUGGAGAUAAGCAUAAUGAACAAGGAUAGAUUAGGGAAUGAGAACUGGUCGAACUUGCCGUCCAAUCUGCAAAGCGCGUGUCAAAUUUCGGAGUUGGGGAGGCGAGAGACACGGGACUCGUCCCUUGAAGGCGAGGUGGCGGGCCAUUCUGCGGUGGAUACGCCACUGUGGCCAGCACAGUGGAAUGCCAGCCUGUUCCAGCCUCAGCCUUGCUUCCAGGUAUUCCAACAGACCAACUAAAGUAGAUCUCGCUACGCGUAGAAGUAUAUUUGGUAGUAUCGAUCGUGCACGCAAUGUUCUUCACUUGUUUAUUUCAAUACCCGUCUUCAAGUUGCAGAAUUUGGCUAGAACACAGAAUGGUCUCAUUGUAAGUAGUUUGUAUUUGUAAAGCGUCUUGUGAGCAUAAUAGAACUAUAGUUUCACCUGUACGGACUUUAGGGUGCAUGACAAUAAGUAGUGCUUUGUAAUUGUGGAAGUUUUUACGCAACUGCCAAUUUGUAUGAAAUACUGCAUUAAUAUAAACAUGAUUACACGACCAAACUCUAAUAACAAAAAGAAAAUAUUUAUCCUCGUUUUCAUAUAUUGAAAGUGCACUGUUCAUUAGAUUUUGGUCAAUUAAAUUAAGUCACCCACAAGUGGCGAUAAUUUAGAGAUAAAAUUUUAGCAGCGCUCUUGUAUCCGAUAAUUUAAGAAUGUUUCGAAUAUUUCUAGAGCUGCCAGCAAAUUCUUUACUUUUGCGAUUAUCGGUAACGUGUAUUUUUUGAUAGACAUCACAUAUAAGUAAUAUCGUCCCUCUAUCGUAUCUCAUGACAUUGACAAAUGAAGAAAGGUCAAAAGAUACACGUUAUAUUAAUUGUGUAAAGUAUUUAAAGGAUGGCAAGUUUCAUUUUGUGAUUUAGCAAAUUCCAUAAUGACAUUUUUAUUAUUAACUUGCCUAUUGUAUUAUGUACAGUUAGAAACAAUUAAAUAAAUUUUAUUUGUACCAAAAUCGUUAUUGUUGUUCCUAACUUCAUGCUAAAGGCUGCAAAUUAGAUAAAUCGCACUCACAAUAAUUAUGUGACGUACCUCAAAAAAGAACAUAAACAUGUUACCAAAAGGGAAAUUGACAAUAGUUAUUUGUUAUGUAAGGCUGCAAAGUUGUUGUUUGACGCGAGCACUUGUACUGAAACGUAGCGUAGCGAGGGUUUCAAGGCACGACACGUAAAACAACUUUGUUACCGAGCGAAACAACUUUUCACCUCACUAUAGCGAGGAAAAUGGUAGAUGAAAGAUAAACAGUUGAACUA
Hyposmocoma kahamanoa is the source of this 5044-nucleotide messenger RNA. It is a transcript of the gene Sik2, whose product is annotated as serine/threonine-protein kinase SIK2. Gene Ontology annotation, biological process: microtubule cytoskeleton organization; protein phosphorylation; intracellular signal transduction. Gene Ontology annotation, molecular function: tau-protein kinase activity; protein serine/threonine kinase activity; ATP binding. The record is from RefSeq and is a predicted model, not a curated record. Gene Ontology annotation, cellular component: cytoplasm. NCBI's taxonomy places the organism in Eukaryota, Metazoa, Arthropoda, Insecta, Lepidoptera, Cosmopterigidae. Bases 489 to 3998 code for a protein of 1169 amino acids. The transcript has 8 exons.